AUGAUUCUCUUCUAUUUGUUUUUAUUUAUCUCCUCAACGAAUGGAAUAUUUCUUUUCUUCGAGCGUGAUUCCUACGAAUUCUUCAUUUCGGAAUCUGCACCAAUCAAUACUAAAAUCGGUUCGAUUCAAGCUACAUCCUCCUCGUCACUAUCAAUUCGUUAUGAACUGUAUGGUGAUAUAAACAAAACAUUUUAUCUUAACUCAACAACUGGAAUUUUGACUCUAUCGAAUACGCUUGAUUAUGAAACAAUUUCAAUUUAUAAAUUAACUAUCGAAGCACGAGCAUUGUCGUCCACAGUUGCUCCAUCGUUCAGCGAAAUUGUUAUCCAUGUUCUCAAUACAAAUGAUAAUCCACCAGAUAUAAAUGUCAUGUUUUAUCCAUCAGUUUUAACUGAAGAAAACGUCAUCAAAUAUGAUUUAAAUAGCAAUUCAACACCAUUAGCAACGAUCAAUAUUAAAGAUUUAGAUGAGUCAACAAAUAAUUUAACAUUAUUUAUUAAUGAUACUCAACAUUUUCAACUUCAAUUUGUUCGUCAAAGUAAAAAUGGUUUGAUCACCGAAUCGAUUUAUAUCCUAUCAACAAGAAACAAUCCGCAUUUACUGAAGAAAGAUCACUAUUAUUUAUCAUUAUAUUCAUGUGACAAUGACCAACCAUCCUUGUGGACAAAUCGAACGUACGAGUUUCAUUUAAAACCCAAUGAAAAUCUUUGUCAGUUCAAUCAAACGCAUUACAUCAUUGACAUCAAGGAAAAUCUUCCUAAUCGAACAUUAAUAUUACCUCGACUGACGAAUCAAUUCUGUCAAACAAUGGUCCAUUCAAUCGACGAUACAAAAAACUUCUUUAUUCAACCUCGCACAGGAGAUUUAUACACAUCAACAAUGUUCGAUCGAGAAGAACAGAGUAUUUAUCGUUUGAAUCUCCAAGCUGUUGAUCAAUUUAAUAAAACAAUGAAGGCAAUUUUAACUGUUCGAAUUCUCGAUGAAUAUGGUCAUAUUCCAUUUUUAUCAUUGAAAAAGUUACGAUUAAAUCGAGGAGAAUUCUCGUCCAUCGAUUUAUUCAAUUCGACAUAUUGUCAUUAUCAAACAAUGGUUUAUAAUUACUUUCAAUUAUUAUCCAAUUGUACACUGAAGAAACUUUCCUUACCCGUUCAAGGAAAAUAUCUUUUCUCAAUUCAACUCAAUCAGAAAUACAAUUAUGAAGAUACUUUUCUAUUAGAAUUAACAUCAGAUUCCAAUGAAACGAUCUUCUCGAAUUUAGUCCAAUCACAAUGGAUGAUUAUUAUACCGAUUAUCCUCAGCAUAUUUCUAAUUCUAUUAUUAAUUAUUUGUGCAGCGAUGAUCAUUCGAAGACAAAGAUAUAAAAAACAGAAAUCGUCAUCAACUUUAUCCAACAGUGAAGAAAAUGUUCAUAAUAAAUAUGAUGCAAUUUCAACUUUAUCCAAACUGAAAGUACACGACGAUCAUCAAUUAUCUCCAUCGCCAAUAAGUACAGCUUUAUACAUCGUGCAAAAAUCAUCGUCGUCAAGUCCGAUUCGUGAUGAUGAAGGUUAUUCAGGUAGUUCGGAUGUAUCCGAAAAUCCUCUUUCAAUGGAAACAACAAUCAUUACGGCCAAUCAACUAGUUGAACAAUAUCGUAUACAUGAAUUUCGGGCUCAUCAGAUGAUGUCACCUUCUAAUGAUGAUGCACCUAAGCGGUUGAGUACAUCGUGUGUUUCAGCUGAUGUGUCAUUUGUAUAA
Adineta ricciae is the source of this 1737-nucleotide messenger RNA. Lineage: Eukaryota; Metazoa; Rotifera; Eurotatoria; Adinetida; Adinetidae. The record is from the annotation of a GenBank genome assembly.